CAAGUCGAAGUCAAGUGCCACCUCGACAACUCGUCUCGUCAUCAUCCAACCGAAUCGCAAAAAAUCCCCACCACCAUGAAGCUCCGGUUGCGAUCCAUGGAUGCGCGCGGCGCCGCCGCGGAGACCCACCGCGUGGACCUGCCGCCCACAGCCACGCUCGCCGACGUGAGGGCCCUCCUCUUCGCGAAGCUCUCCGCGGCGCAGCCCGUUCCGGCCGAGUCCGUCCGCCUCUCCCUCAACCGCUCCGAGGAGCUCUUCGCGCCCGACCCCGCUGCCACACUUCCCGCCCUCGGGCUCGCGUCCGGUGACCUCGUAUUCUUCACUCUCUCCCCACUCACGCCCCUCGCGACGCCGGCUCAGACCCUGCCGCAAAACCCUAGCCCGUGUUCUGCUUCGGUCGCAAAGUCUGUCGACCGCGGCAAAUGUCCGGAGCAGCCUGGUGCUGGAGGUUCCUCUUCGCAGGUGCAAGCUGUGGACGUGAACCCAAGCGUACCGGCCGCAUCCGAUCCGCUGGAUGUGGUGACGGCGGAGGCCGUCGAUACCACAAAGGGCUGGUUGAGUUUCGUUCUUACGGAUCUCAAGAGGGAGAUGGAGAAUGCGUGUGGCGCUGAGGGAACCGUCGGCGGUCGCCUGGUUGCAGCCCUACAUGCAGCUCUGCUUGAUUCCGGCUUCCUCACCUCAAAUCUGAUGGGGUCUCUCUCGCUGCCGCGGAGCUGGCCGUCAGGUGCUUCUGAGCAGUUGGCCAUCAAGUAUACCAUACCAGAUCUUGUAGCAAUGUUACCUGUGGCUGAGGAGGGGAAGGUGGCAGUGUUGAACUUUUCCUUGAUGGGAAAUUUCAUGAUGGUAUAUGGGUAUGUGCCUGGGGUUCAGUCUGAGGUGUGCCGGUUGUGUAUGAUGUUGCCAAAGCUUGAGCCUUUGCUGUACCUGGAUAGCGAUCGGCUGAGUAGAGUGCAGGAGAGAGAGAUUCUUGAGCUGUGGAGAGUGCUGAAGGAUGAGAUGUGCCUGCCACUCAUGAUAUCUUUGUGCCAACUGAACAGUUUGCCCUUGCCGCCAAGCUUGAUGGGUCUGCCUGCAGAUCUCAAGACUAAGGUCUUGGAGUUUGUUGAUGGGGUGGAUCUUGCAAGAGUUGAGUGCACGUGCAAGGAAAUGAGGAAUCUUGCAGCAGAUGAUAGUCUUUGGAAGAAGUUUGUUCUGAAGUUCAAAGAUCAUGGUGAGGGUUCUAGUCAGAACAAGAGCGCGAAGGCAAGGUUUGCGGAAGCUUGGGCUGCCAAUAAGAAGCGGCAGAAGAGGCCCAGUCCAAUGUUUUGGGACUAUGGUUGGGGGAACAUCCCAUAUAGCCCACUGAGGUUUCCAGUGAUUGGUGGGGACUCAGACAGACUCCCGUUUCUUGGGAAUUACAAUAAUCUUGGGCGUAGCUUUGGAAAUCAACGGAGGAACAUCUCACCGAACUGCAAUCUUGAUGGUCACCGCCGUAAUUUCCUUGGUUGAAGUCAUUUCAUAAGUUUUACUAGUAUGUUAAGAGUAUUUCGUAAAAGGGGUAGAACAACGGAUAUACUGUCUUGUACAUAUCUAUAAGUUGCACACUUAUGCAUGCUCACAGCACUCUUAUCCUCAUAUCUCCUCGUACUAUCUUAGAUCCUGUCUUUUCAGUUUUCUGGUGAUAUGAAUGUAAUCCAUGCCCAAAUAGUAAAGUACCUUUGUUCUAUUCUGAGACAAGUGAGCUAGCUAUUGUUAUUGGUUCAAUGUGUAGAGAUGUAUAGCUAAGCUAAUAAUAUC
This is a messenger RNA of Phragmites australis (common reed), 1776 nucleotides long. Its product is annotated as F-box protein SKIP22-like. NCBI's taxonomy places the organism in Eukaryota, Viridiplantae, Streptophyta, Magnoliopsida, Poales, Poaceae. The coding region runs from base 76 to 1488 and encodes 470 amino acids. Gene Ontology annotation, molecular function: protein binding. The transcript has a single exon. The record is from RefSeq and is a predicted model, not a curated record.